AUGGCCAAGAAGUGCCCCAAAAGCAUGGUCAAAUAUGUGGCUACAAAGGGACCCUGUGGACUGGACUCUGCCAGCUGUCUCUACAAAGAGGACAUCAUGACCAUUUCAAGUUGCCGACUUUCAACAGCCCCAAAAGGACAGCUGACCUUCCGGGAUGUGGCCAUAGACUUCACUCAAGAGGAGUGGGAAUGCCUGGACCUCGGUCAGUGGGAAUUGUACAGGGAUGUGAUGUUAGAGACCUACGGGAACCUGGCCUCCUUGGGGCUUGUCUCUAAGCUGGACCUGGUCGCCUUUCUGGAGCAACUGAAGGAUCCCAGGAAUAUAAGGAGAAUGGAGACAACAGCCAUUUACCCAGCUAUGACUCCACAAGACAUCCAGGAUUUGAUGCCAAAGAAUCCAGCAUUAGAAGAUGUAGUCUCAAAAGCAAACCUAGGAAUAUAUCAAACAUUUCAGCUCAGAAACUUAAAUUUAAUGAAAGACUGGGAAUGUACGAGAGUACAUGAAAGAUGGAGAGUGUGUUUAAGUGGACAUAAAGAAAUGCAGACAGUUACACAUAAUGCUAACAUUACUGCAAAAAGAAAUCAGCAACAUGAGUCAAACUGGGAAAAACACUGCCUUCAGUCUUCAACAUCUGCAGAGAAGUGUAAGUAUUUAAGAAAAGAUUUCCAUCCUUUUGUGAAACAUACAUGUUUUCUGAAAGGAAAUAUGGAAAAUCUGGAAGGUGAUCUAAUCUCUACUGCAAAUACUCAUUCAGACAAUUCUGAACUUAGGGUUCAACUAAACAUACAUUCAAGCAUGUCUGAACACCUACAAUUUAACAAUGAGUGGGAAAACUCACAAUCUAAUCAAUUUGAGAGAUCCAUGAUCAGGAGGUCAUUAUUCUUCCCCCUACAGAUAUUUUCUCUGCAUUCCAAGAUGCAUAAUAUUGAUGAUAAUGGAAGAGACGUAAUCCAACCGUCAUUGUUCAAUACAUAUUGUGAUGUGGUUAAUACACAACAACAUUGCAUGUGUAAUAAAAUGAGUGAGACCUUAAGUAAGAGCUCCAGCUCCAAUAAUUACAAGAGUAUUUCUGGUGGACUGAGAAGGUAUUCAGGCAAUGAAACUGGGUAUACGGUUGAAGGAGACUCCAACCUUAAGAAACAUCAGGGACCCGAAUCUUCAAACAAGGAAUCUACAAGUAAUAAAUAUGGAAAUACCUUUGAUCAGAUGUCAGGUUUUUCUCUCGAUAAGAGUACUUGUACUGAAGAGAGGACUUGUACUGAAUAUGGUAAGGUUUCUAGUCAGUCUUCAGAACUUUUUCCACAGCACACUGUUCAGAUUCCACAGAAAGAAAACAAGUGUAAGAUAUGUGGGGAAGUCUUUAGUAAGCCAUCCAAUCUAAAUAAACAUGGGAAAACUCACACAGGAAGGAAACAUUUCCAAUGUACAGAAUGUAGCAAAGAGUUUAAACGUCGCUCACAUCUUACUGAACAUCAGCGAAUUCACAGUGGAGAGAAACCUUAUAAAUGUACAGAAUGUGGCAAAGCGUUGACUCACAAUUCAACUCUUUCUCAUCAUUGGCGAGUUCAUACUGGAGAGAAACAUUACAAAUGUACAGGAUGUGGCAAAGCCUUUACUUACAUUUCAGGUCUUAUUCAACAUCAGCAAAUUCAUACUGGAGAGAGACCUUAUGAAUGUAAAGAAUGUAACAAAGCCUUUGUUCGGUGCUCAGAGCUUACUCAACAUCAGCGAAUUCAUACUGGAGAGAAGCCUUACAAAUGUAAAGAAUGUUACAAAGCCUUUCGCCAAUGGUCACAUCCUACCCAACAUCAGCAGGUCCAUACUGGAGAGAGACCUUAUAAAUGUAAAGAAUGUGGCAAAGCCUUUAUUAGGAGUUCGGACCUUUCUCAACAUCACUGAAUUCAUACCGGGGAUAGACGUUAUAAAUGUACAGAAUGUGGCAAGGCCUUUUUUUAACGUUUCUAGUCUUACUAAACAUCAGCGACUCCAUACUGGGGAGAGACCAUUUUCAUGUACUGAAUGUGGCAAAGCCUUUGCUUACAACUCAGCACUUAUUCAACAUCGGCGAAUUCAUACUGGAAAGAAACCUUAUA
Messenger RNA from Cervus elaphus (red deer), 2093 nucleotides. RefSeq names its product zinc finger protein 383-like. The record is from RefSeq and is a predicted model, not a curated record. Lineage: Eukaryota; Metazoa; Chordata; Mammalia; Artiodactyla; Cervidae. Gene Ontology annotation, molecular function: DNA-binding transcription repressor activity, RNA polymerase II-specific. The transcript has 4 exons. Bases 1 to 1899 code for a protein of 632 amino acids. Gene Ontology annotation, biological process: negative regulation of transcription by RNA polymerase II.